AUGCUGUGGAUGAAGCUGGCGGCGUCUCUCGCUGAAGUUGGCGUCGAUCCUGAGAUGGCCCAUGUUCAGCAGACUGUACCUGCAUCUGUCCGGGAUCAGCACCACGCUCCCACUCACAUCCACCAGCAGGGGGCCCAGCACGCAGCACAGGCUGUCCCACACACAGCUGCAACACAACACAGCUGUCUGCAUGUGGCCACAGCCGCUACUCACGGUUCUUCCAAACGAGUCACAGUUGGAGCUGAUGCAGGUCUUCGGAUCAACACUGAUCAAAGUGUUUGGAUUGAUUAUGGAAUCUGGAACCAAACAGACCAUUCACCUCCUCCUGAAGGAGCAGACUCACCUCCUCCUGGAGGAGCAGACUCACCUCCUCCUAAAAGAGCAGACUCACCUCCUCCUGAAGGAGCAGACUCACCUCCUCCUGAAGGAGCAGACUCACCUCCUCCUGAAGGAGCAGACUCACCUCCUCCUGGAGGAGCAGACUCACCUCCUCCUGGAGGAGCAGACUCACCUCCUCCUGGAGGAGCAGACUCACCUCCUCCUGGAGGAGCAGACUCACCUCCUCCUGGAGGAGCAGACUCACCUCCUCCUGAAGGAGCAGACUCACCUCCUCCUGGAGGAGCAGACUCACCUCCUCCUGAAGGAGCAGACUCACCUCCUCCUGGAGGAGCAGACUCACCUCCUCCUGAAGGAGCAGACUCACCUCCUCCUGGAGGAGCAGACUCACCUCCUCCUAAAAGAGCAGACUCACCUCCUCCUGAGGGAGCAGACUCACCUCCUCCUGGAGGAGCAGACUCACCUCCUCCUAAAAGAGCAGACUCACCUCCUCCUGAAGGAGCAGACUCACCUCCUCCUGAAGGAGCAGACUCACCUCCUCCUGGAGGAGCAGACUCACCUCCUCCUGGAGGAGCAGACUCACCUCCUCCUGGAGGAGCAGACUCACCUCCUCCUGAAGGAGCAGACUCAUCUCCUCCUGGAGGAGCAGACUCACCUCCUCCUGAAGGAGCAGACUCACCUCCUCCUGGAGGAGCAGACUCACCUCCUCCUGAAGGAGCAGACUCACCUCCUCCUGGAGGAGCAGACUCACCUCCUCCUAAAAGAGCAGACUCACCUCCUCCUGAAGGAGCAGACUCACCUCCUCCUGAAGGAGCAGACUCACCUCCUCCUGGAGGAGCAGACUCACCUCCUCCUGGAGGAGCAGACUCACCUCCUCCUGGAGGAGCAGACUCACCUCCUCCUGGAGGAGCAGACUCACCUCCUCCUGAAGGAGCAGACUCACCUCCUCCUGAAGGAGCAGACUCACCUCCUCCUGGAGGAGCAGACUCACCUCCUCCUGAAGGAGCAGACUCACCUCCUCCUAAAAGAGCAGACUCACCUGCUCCUGGAGGAGCAGACUCACCUCCUCCUGAAGGAGCAGACUCACCUCCUCCUGAAGGAGCAGACUCACCUCCUCCUGGAGGAGCAGACUCACCUCCUCCUAAAGGAGCAGACUCACCUCCUCCUAAAGGAGCAGACUCACCUCCUCCUGGAGGAGCAGACUCACCUCCUCCUAAAGGAGCAGACUCACCUCCUCCUGAAGGAGCAGACUCACCUCCUCCUGGAGGAGCAGACUCACCUCCUCCUGAAGGAGCAGACUCACCUCCUCCUGGAGGAGCAGACUCACCUCCUCCUAAAGGAGCAGACUCACCUCCUCCUAAAGGAGCAGACUCACCUCCUCCUGUAGGAGCAGACUCACCUCCUCCUGGAGGAGCAGACUCACCUCCUCCUAAAGGAGCAGACUCACCUCCUCCUGAAGGAGCAGACUCACCUCCUCCUGAAGGAGCAGACUCACCUCCUCCUGGAGGAGCAGACUCACCUCCUCCUAAAGGAACAGACUCACCUCCUCCUAAAGGAGCAGACUCACCUCCUCCUGGAGAAGCAGACUCACCUCCUCCUAAAGGAGCAGACUCACCUCCUCCUGAAGGAGCAGACUCACCUCCUCCUGGAGGAGCAGACUCACCUCCUCCUAAAGGAGCAGACUCACCUCCUCCUGAAGGAGCAGACUCACCUCCUCCUGGAGGAGCAGACUCACCUCCUCCUAAAGGAGCAGACUCACCUCCUCCUGGAGGAGCAGACUCACCUCCUCCUAAAAGAGCAGACUCACCUCCUCCUGAAGGAGCAGACUCACCUCCUCCUGAAGGAGCAGACUCACCUGCUCCUGGAGGAGCAGACUCACCUCCUCCUGAAGGAGCAGACUCACCUCCUCCUAAAGGAGCAGACUCACCUCCUCCUAAAGGAGCAGACUCACCUCCUCCUGAAGGAGCAGACUCACCUCCUCCUGGAGGAGCAGACUCACCUCCUCCUGAAGGAGCAGACUCACCUCCUCCUGAAGGAGCAGACUCACCUCCUCCUAAAGGAGCAGACUCACCUCCUCCUGGAGGAGCAGACUCACCUCCUCCUGGAGGAGCAGACUCACCUCCUCCUAAAGGAGCAGACUCACCUCCUCCUGGAGGAGCAGACUCACCUCCUCCUGGAGGAGCAGACUCACCUCCUCCUAAAGGAGCAGACUCACCUCCUCCUGGAGGAGCAGACUCACCUCCUCCUAAAGGAGCAGACUCACCUCCUCCUGGAGGACGACGUUGA
Molecule: messenger RNA, 2622 nt
Organism: Knipowitschia caucasica
Lineage: Eukaryota; Metazoa; Chordata; Actinopteri; Gobiiformes; Gobiidae
Source: the annotation of a GenBank genome assembly